This is a messenger RNA of Oreochromis niloticus (Nile tilapia), 870 nucleotides long. Its product is annotated as zinc finger protein 98-like. Gene Ontology annotation, biological process: regulation of transcription by RNA polymerase II. The transcript has a single exon. Gene Ontology annotation, molecular function: DNA-binding transcription factor activity; RNA polymerase II cis-regulatory region sequence-specific DNA binding. The annotation marks the transcript as partial. The record is from RefSeq and is a predicted model, not a curated record. Lineage: Eukaryota; Metazoa; Chordata; Actinopteri; Cichliformes; Cichlidae.
AAAACUCACCAACUCAUCCACAGUGGAGUUAAACCUUACAGCUGUGACUUGUGUGGAAAGUCUUUUACCGAGUCUGGAAACUUAAAAACACACCAACUCAUCCACAGUGGAGUUAAACCUUACAGCUGUGAUUUGUGUGGAAAGUCUUUUACCCAGGCUGGACACUUAAAAAGACACCAACUCAUCCACAGUGGAGUUAAAGCAUACAGCUGUGAUUUGUGUGGAAAGUCUUUUACCCAGGCUGGGCACUUAAAAAAACACCAACUCAUCCACAGUGGAGUUAAAGCAUACAGCUGUGAUUUGUGUGGAAAGCCUUUUACCGAGGCUGGAAGUUUAAAAAAACACCAACUCAUCCACAGUGGAGUUAAACCUUACAGCUGUGAUUUGUGUGGAAAGACUUUUACCCAGGCUGGAGGUUUAAAAAAACACCAACUCAUCCACAGUGGAGUUAAACCUUACAGCUAUGAUUUAUGUGGAAAGUCAUUUACCAAGGCUGGAGGUUUAAAAAAACACCAACUCAUCCACAGUGGAGUUAAAGCGUACAGCUGUGAUUUGUGUGGAAAGUCUUUUACCGAGGCUAGAGGUUUAGAACAACACCAACUAAUCCACAGUGGAGUUAAACCUUACAGCUGUGACUUGUGUGGAAAGUCUUUUACCCUGGCUGGAGGCUUAAAAAGACACCAACUCAUCCACAGUGGAGUUAAACCUUACAGCUGUGAUUUGUGUGGAAAGUCCUUUACCCAAGCUGGAUGCUUAAAAAAACACCAACUCUUCCACAGUGGAGUUAAAGCGUACAGCUGUGAUUUGUGUGGAAAGUCUUUUACCGAGGCUGGAGGUUUAAAAAAACACCAACUCUUCCACAGUGGAGUU